CUCUUAAAACUUAAUACUUAAAACUUUCGAACAAUAUAACCUUAAUUUUCAGUCAAUGAUAGAAAAGUGUAACGGAAAACCAAGUAUACUUCUCAUUUUUUAUACUUUGUCACAAUGUCGGAUAUUGACGACAAUGAUAAUAUUGAUAUUGAUGAUGAGGUUUUAAUUGCAAUUGUGCAACAAAAUCCUUGUUUGUAUGCAAAAAGUGACGCAAAUUAUAAAGAUCACAAAGUGAAAGAAAUGAAGUGGAAAACGAUUUCUGAGUCUCUGAAUUGCACAGCCGAUGAAGCUAAAAAGCGUUGGGAUUCCUUGAGGAGUCAAUUUAGCAGGAAGUUGCGACAGCAGAAAAUACAGCCAUCAGGUUCUGGUGUGAUACCAGAAUGGCCCCUUAUGUCAUGCAUGUCAUUUCUAAAAUCUCAUAUUCAAAACAGAAA
Molecule: messenger RNA, 434 nt
Organism: Trachymyrmex cornetzi
Lineage: Eukaryota; Metazoa; Arthropoda; Insecta; Hymenoptera; Formicidae
Product: transcription factor Adf-1
Exons: 2
Biological process (GO): regulation of transcription by RNA polymerase II
Cellular component (GO): transcription regulator complex; nucleus
Source: RefSeq, a predicted model, not a curated record